AUCUACCAACGGUGCAAACGUCACCCGUAAACCAAUACCAAAUCCGACAAUCCCUUCAGGCUGCCGUAAUUCAAAAUUCCAUGUGACAGGACCGCAACGAAACUCGCCAUCCAACAGCAAAACCAACCACUUCCGUUGAACCGUCGUAAACAACACAGCGAAAAAUCUCUGAAAAAGACCGAAUUCAAAGGACUUAACCUGCCUCUUCAUGAUUAAUUUACCUCAGCAUCUGCCGUUUGUGUCGUCGAUUAUGCCAAGCCAGAACCUACCGAUACAACAGACGAGCCAGAAUUUCCCGAUAACGUACCAACAACCGCAAACGGUCACCCAACAAAUGCAAACCACUCCUUCCGUUGCUUAUACAACCAAUCCGCAAGGUAUUUCGCUAGUGUUGCAAGACUUAUUAACAGUUCGUACUAUCGACACCGUUCGUCCGUUAACUGGACAAAUUAUCAAUACAGAUUCCUUCAAGCCGUUCUACCAACUCCAUCAAGCGGACGUAUUCCUGGCGAAUCAUCAGUACCAGCCAAAUCUGCAACCUCCAAGAAACACGUACCCGUCGUCGUUUCAACCAGUCCUUGUGCAAACGCAACCCAACUACGGUAGCCUGCCUCAAAACAUCCUCGACCAGAUUCGUAGCUGCGUUAGCAGCGCAGCGCCGAUAUUUAUCCUGCCAGGUGGUUGUCAUCGACAAACCGGUGCAAGCAAUUUAAACGAAGGCGUAGCGCAACACAGCACAGGACAGUCGACAAAUGUGAAUCCCUUCGCGUCCAUCCACUGUCCACCCUCGUUCUAUCCUUAUCCGGUGCCUAUGCCGGUGUUGGAGCCAUUCGGAGUUCAAACUCGAGGCAAAGACGGUUCUCGCGGUUGUUCCUCGUGCUGUCAGAGGAAGCAACGCGGCUUGGAUGGCAAGGAAUAUGCUGUGGGAUGUUGCUGCGACGUUCACGAACAAGAGGAGCAUCGUUGCACGGCUACGAACGGCGAUACUAUUUGCUCGAAACGAGAUUGUCCAGCUUCCAUAAGUUUGCAGGCGUUGGCGUCGCAAUUUCUCUCGCUGCCAGGAAUUAUUUCUUGCGCUGCUACUAGGUUAAUUUUAAGAAAAAUACCUGGAUCGAAUAUAACCGGUAGCACGGAGGACACGAUGGAUAAGGCGAUCAAGUGCCUGGAGACGCUGAACAAGGAGCAGCUGCUGGCCGAGUGCAGAAACGCGCAGCAUGCGAACGCGCUCAUCAACCUUCACAUGACUACCAAUCCUCCGGUGAAUAUUAUUCCGCUGUUUACGUUGCUGCAACUCAAGGUGAACGUCUUGAAGGCGCAAGUGGAGAAUUUGAUUAAUAAGAAGGUGACAGAGUGUCAAGGAUUUGGAUUCGAGGUAGAGACCAGCGGCCCCAUAGAUCCGACCGUGCUGUCGAUGAAGACGAACGCCGAGCUGCGUCAACUGUUAUCAGCUUUGCGGCAAAAAGAAUGCGACGAGAGGGUGAACGUCAACUUCUCGCCCUACCAUUCUCAGAAGGUGAUCGCCGAGUGCCGUCUGAACAACGUUCAGGCGAAAAUUCGCCAAGUAGAGACGGAGUUCGACAGGAGAAGAGACAUCUCGGUACCCGGUCCGACUCUCACUUCCAGAAUUAUCCGACAGUUUUCUGAAUCUACGUGCGCGUUUGGCUUCGCCCAGGCGGGACUGUUCGAGCCUUACGUGCAGGCAAGAAUGUCAGACUCGCCAGAUCCGUUUGCACGAAACCCGAGGAGGCUCGCGUUGAAACCUCACGAGCCUGGACAGAGAACUGUCCAGUGGAAGGAAGAAGAUAAGGCCGUUGCUACGUCUGAGAAUGGAACGACCACGUGCAGAGACGCGGAAACGGGCGAAGAUUGCGUUGCUCGUUCGAAGGAAAAGGGAGUGGAAUCAAAAUCCAGCGAGGACACUUGCAGCUGCGAAGAAAGUUCCUCGCAAGAGAGUCUCGAUGAGGGUAAAAAAAAACUUGGCUUAAGAAUCGAUCGGCAUGGAAACGUGAUCGUAAGUAGCGCGUGCUGUUCGGAAGGCGUGCCCUUGUUCAAACUUGCAUCGCGUAUUGUCGAGAAAAUGAAGCAGAAGAACGAAGGAGAAAGAGUAAAGGGAGAAGGGCGUGAGUCGAGAGACGAGGAAGAAGAUUCUGUGAUAGAGUUUCGUAUCAAGGAGAUUGGCGUCGACGGUAAAGAGUUUGAGAUAAUUACGAUUGACGAUGACGACGAGGAUACGAAAAGUAAGACGUUCGAUGGUGGAAAAGCGAGUAUUAAGAAGGAGCGUGAAAGUGAUACGGAUGUUGGAGAGAAGGUGGGCGUCGGGAUAGAAACCGGUACUUUGAGAAAGACAGAUAUCGAAGAAAACUCUGAAGGGAUAGAAGCUUCCGUUGACGCAGGCUUUCCAAUAAAGCAAGAGACCGAAAGUAUAGAAAGAAUGAUAGAUUCUGAUUACAAAGACAUUAAGGAAGAACCGGCGGAGAAGGGCGAAAGCGAUCAGAAGCGUUCUACGACGACAGCUGGCGUGGAACCAAAAAAGGAGACGGUAGUCUGGGAAUCAGAUGCGAAAGUAAAAGCAAAAGCUAAGGAUUACGUCCUGGUAACUGAGAAAGAAAUCGUUCGAAAGCCUGACAACAUCGAAUCGCUGGGUGUUACGUCUUCGUCCAAAGAAACAGCAGAUGACGAAAAAGAAGAUGACAGAGCGUUAAAAGAGGAACCAAUCGUUGAGAAUGCACCGAUACACCAAGAAACCGUAAAUCAGACGGUUGCAAACAGGCAACCGUCGCGAAAGUCGUCUUCCGAUUUGUAUAAAACGUUAAACUACACCGUUAUAGCGAAGCCAGUGAGCCCAAAUAAACAGCGAAAGGAACUUGAAUGCGUUUCGAAUAAAAACGAGAUCGAUUCCGAAUCGCAGAAAAAAGAUAGAAAAAGGAAAAAUAUACAGAUCGUCUCCAUGAUGACUCGUGUUAAAUACAAUAAGCAAUUUGUAGAUUUCUGGGGAUGGAAGAAUGCGAAUGAAAGACAGAUAGAACGUGAUUCCUCGAAGAGUGUUGACAAAGAAAAUGAGAAUGACGAGGAUGAUAGAUGUCUUCUUUCGAAGAAAGAACAUUCUUCUGUGACACGCAGCGACGAACAACGCGAAUUAAUAUCGAUGAUUUCUACGAGCAGCGAAACCAACGAUGACAUUGAAAAGAAUACGCUCGCGGAAAAGAUGUUCCCAAAGAGUGGUCGAAUGAAUGGCGAGAAGAUGACAAAUGGGCUGAGACGUUUUCCACCGCUGAAGCAUACAUAUUCAAACGCAGCAGGAACAACAACAGCCGAGAUCUCGGAAAAUCUACUUCGUCGAAAAGAGAUUGAGUCAAACUGCUCGAGGAUCGUUUGCGAUAGAAGUAGCUCUUAUCAUUGCAGUUCGAAAAUGGAAAAUGGCAUUGUCUCCGUGAUAUAUUCCAUGAUGGAAAGUCGGUUUGUUUUCUUGAACUCGUUGCUCGGCAAUAUAGCGAAUUUCCAAGGCGUCCUCUCCAAUUUCCAUCUCGACAAACCGUUCAACGAUUCUCACGACGAAGAUAAUUUAAAUUCGAAUCGAGACGACGCAAAGAAUAAAAGGCUAAAAUCGCAGAAAAACAAUCGGAUUGCACUUCCGCCGAAUACGAGCGCUUACAACGGUGGUGAGCACGAUGUUUCCGGCGGAAAUCGUGUUUCCGUUGGCGAACAGUGUAUUAACGUGCACGAAACGAGACAUUCGAUAAUCGUGGACAGAGAAAAGAACGAUUAUCUGCUGAUUGGCGGUUCUAUUAGCGGUCAAUCUCGAGAAUUAUCGAGAAACGGUUUCAAACGACCAUAUCAUACACGCAGAAACAUACUGAUAAGAAGUCGACUGAAAAGUUCGGGAAAUUCGAGACACGAAUAUCUGCGUCCUUUCACGAUCUUCAAAAGAUUGAAGGGAAAUAAAAUAGUUGCGUCUCAGACAGGUUCGCAAAUGCAACAUCGACCAAAAGCUAGACAAAGAUUUUUAGCUUUGCCUGGAAUACCCGAGGAUGUGGAGACGUUAAGCAACGGUAAACAGGCUAAUGCAUUUGUAACGAUGAAUAACGCAUCUGAGAACGUAAUAACGCAGCAGAAUAGUAAACGUAAUAAUUGCGACGCUGUAACUGAUUGCUCCGCUCUUUCCAUUGAUCGUUGCUCGACAGAGAAGCAUCAGGUAAUUAACGAUUCUCUCAAUGGGAUGGUAGUAAAUGAAGAGAUAUAGUUUGAAUGAAUAUCACGAUUUUAUUAGCGUUUGGCAGUAAAGUAUAACGUUGGAGAUUAAAUGGAGAAAUAAUGACAUAAGAACAAACGAAUAUCGUAUAGAUUUACUUUUGUGCGAAAUGAAAUUUUCUUCCAACUAGCAUCUCCCUUCUUUGAAAGUUGUACUUCUCCGGAACAUCGUACAAAUGCUCUCUAAUCGUUUGGUGUCUUUGGAAGACCCAAUCGUAUCGAUAAGCUUUACGUAUCAGUGUACACACAAUAUAUAAAUGAUCCUCUUAAAGAGAAAAAGAAAAACAUUGUGAAUAGGCGAAUAUACACGUUUGUCUCGUAAUUGGAAAUAAUUGUAACCAGUGAGCGAAUACAGUACACCUUCUUUCGUUUUAUUAAUCGCUAAUUUGCUUCGUUUAACGGCUGUUAUCUCUGAUCGAUGAACCACAGUUUAUAACUGUGGUCAACUGUCUACUGAGAAUCUUUAAAAUCGGUAAUGUAUACUUUGUAACAACGCGGCCAUACAGGUCAAACGCUCUUCUACACCCUCAAAAUCAUACGGGUCGAAUUUUUUUGGAGGCCAGAAUGAAAACUUUCUUAAUGUAAAUUCAUUUCACGUGCACUGCCAUGCACGUGCAUUGUCACAGUCAUCCACGUCAACGCAAAGGCAUUCAGUUCUUCAGACAUUUCAGAUUCAAAUACAUCCGUGCAUUGUAAACUAUAGUCUGUCCAAGAUCAAUUGGUUGAUCAAGAUCAUUGAAGAAAGAGAAACCCCACACCGUAUCCAAAUCCCAAUAUAACGCUGAUUCUGUUCUUCGUUUCUCGUCUUAAAGACAUAAAUAUAGAAACACGUGAACUUACAUUUUGUCUUAAAAAAAUAAAAAAAAAAAAAGAAAGAAAAAUCGAAGCAUUUGAUAGCUUUAGAAAAAAAGAAUACUUCGCUUGUUAGUUUAUCCAGAGUCAAGGAUGUAACUUUGAAUAAUCAAUAAAUUUUGGACAAACUUUAGCGAACUCAUCCGAAUCAUGAAUAUCGUAUAAUUUGUUAUUCAAUAUGUAUAUAUAUAUUAAAUUUCUUACAAACUAACAAACUUAUCAUAAGUAAAAAAUUAACGAAUCUAACACACUGGUCGCACUCAUAAAAGCUUAAUGCUGAUCUGUAACAAAAUCUCGCUUAUAUGUUAAAUUACACAGGAUAAUUAUGAAGUAACGUUUGUCACACCACACUGUAAAUACGAUGCGGCUUAAAAAAGAUAUAACAAAAUGUAGGGUUUCGAUAUUCAACGUAGAAACGUGGGAAAUGCCAAAGCAAGGGGUGACAUUCGAUAUGGAUUACGUUGGAUGUGAAAUAUGCAUCCAUGAAUGUCUUCAUAGUCGCAAAUAGAGGUCGACAAAUGUA
Molecule: messenger RNA, 5623 nt
Organism: Bombus terrestris (buff-tailed bumblebee)
Lineage: Eukaryota; Metazoa; Arthropoda; Insecta; Hymenoptera; Apidae
Exons: 4
Coding region: 209-4240 (1343 amino acids)
Source: RefSeq, a predicted model, not a curated record